CUGCUGCUGCUGCUGCUGCUGUGGGGGCUGACAAGUCUGACUCUGGUUUGCUUUGCACCACGGAAUACAAAUGAGUUCCUGCGAAUUCUUGAGUGACUCGGGGGGGCUGCAGGUCAUGAGUGAAGACAAACGGGCGCGAUAAGAGCAACGCGAGGGGCUCGUUUGUGGACCAAAUUGCGAUGGAUGGCCAGAAACCUGCUGAUCUCCACCUCGGGGAAGCCACCCACUCUGACAACUGACCGCUGUUAGAAGAGGCUGCAACUCUUGCGGCAGGAGAUGGACGCGGGGAUGUGAGCCCUGUUGUGUCUGAGGGUGACAGACGGACUCCACUCGCGGCAGAACGCAGUCGCUCUCCAAGGUCCUGGAAGUACAAGCGCUCUGCUCGCACCGAGCACGAGACCUGCCUCCUCGAGCUUCUCGCCUCUGUAUCAGCCUUUUUGGAUGCUCUCUACUACCCUUGGAUCUUAACACCGAUGUGUGCGCAACAAGACUGUCAGCGACCAUCAACCUGACUCGGGAUUUCUUUUUCUUUCCUGCAUCGAACUGCGAUAUUCUGUCGAAGAGGUGAGUUUCCCGAGGAUAACCAUGACGCACAGCGACUUUUGCCUGGAUAUGUUCUUCUUUUUCACUGCAUAGAGGGGGAAUACCACCAAAGCACGAGCAUCGCGAGCCAAAGGGGAGGAUUAAAGUCAAGUUUUCAUUGCAUUCAGCUCAAGUCCGGCUGCUUCUUUUGCCACCUGGUUCCGGACUGACCAGCGAUUUCAAGGCGAAGUGACGAUGAAGAUGAAGGUGAUAACGGAGCCGCCGAGGACGGAUCCGCAGGGGAUAACGCUCGUCUGAGGAUGAAGCCCGUGCGUUUUUAUGAAAUGUGGAUAUCGAUGUCGCGGCGAAGGAUGGGGCCCCUCCUCCCGGCCGCCUGCGUCUGGCUCCUCGCUCUGAGUUGCGUGUGUCCGGCCUCGCUCUCGAACCCGGAGGAUUACGCCGGAGACGAGGCGGAGCGGACCGCAGGUGACAACAUGAUGUUUGACGACUACCGGGGGAAAGGAUGCGUGGACGACAGUGGCUUCGUCUACAAGCUCGGGGAGCGUUUCUACCCGGGACACUCCAACUGCCCGUGUGAGUGCACGGAGGACGGGCCCGUGUGCGACCAACCGGAGUGUCCCAAACUGCACCCCAAGUGCACCAAGGUGGAGCAUAACGGCUGCUGCCCGGAGUGCAAGGAAGUGAAAAACUUUUGCGAGUAUCGAGGGAAAACCUACAAAAUUCUGGAGGAAUUCAAGCCGUCGCCCUGCGAAUGGUGCAGAUGUGAACCAAAUAGCGAGGUGCACUGCGUGGUGUCAGACUGUGCCGUGCCAGAGUGCGUCAACCCUGUGUACGAGCCAGAGCAAUGCUGCCCCAUCUGUAAAAACGGUCCAAAUUGCUUUGCUGGAACAACGAUCAUCCCAGCCGGAAUUGAAGUCAAGGUGGACGACUGCACCAUCUGCCGCUGCCACAACGGCGACUGGUGGAAGCCGGCGCAGUGCUUACGGCGGGAGUGCCUCAACGGCCAGACUUUGUCAUAGAGAAACCCGCCGGGGACGGUUCUACAGCUCAGGCAAGACCCUGCCUACUGCACCAUUUUUGUGUGAUUGACAGGGCAGGAGCACAAUUCCUCAGCGACCUGCAAAGCGCGACAGAGAUGCUCUCACAAGCUUCACACGAAAUACCGAAAUAGCCAGUGAGACAAUCGAACUGGCUUGUGUUUUAAUCAUCCGUAUAUUUUCAGAGGACUCUGCUUUACUCGCUGCUCACACUUCACCGAAGUUUCUACGCUUUCUGAGCUCUUUCCAGGCCCCGUCGGCAACGUGACUCGCUCACGAUGAUUUCGGCGUGUAUGUCAUCGCCUGUCACACUCCAGUCAGUGUUGUGAAGUUCCAACAAACUGCAAGUGCGCAAGGCUUUGCUUUGUUGUCUCGCAAGGUUUGACGCUGUUCAAAGCGACGCUGUUUCGCUCCUCCACCUCAAGAGCUUGUUUACAAAACGCACAUCACACUAUCGGUGUCUUCAUCAGCGUUUGUUUCUAAUCACUGUGACAGGAACUCGACACUCGCAGACGGAGGCAUCCACGCGAGCGUCUUUUGUUUUUAAAACUGUGUAUAAAGCGUCUGAACUUUCAUCCACAAGAGAGCAAAAGAUUUGUCAGUAGGCAGUGGGGAUCACUCCACACAGGGCGAGUCAGAUAAUGGAUGUUUUGACUCGUUGAUUUGAAGCGACCAAAUCACAAAAACGAACGCUGUUCUCCAUAUUGUCUUUUUUAUAAUAGCGACAUCAUUAUUGCCAGUUGUUUGACUUAAGAAUAAGUCAACAUACUUAGUCAAGACUCCUCAUCCAUUCUUCACGUGAGCAAGUUUGUCACAGUCUUGUUCAGUUAGUCGAGACAAUCACCUCCUAAACGGACUUGUGACGACCAAGAAUUAAAGCUGACUGUUGCCCAGUCAUGUGCAGUGGGGCCCUCGAUAGCUGCCAAAGUCAAAACAUGGACAUUAAAGCUUGUUCACCGGGACCCACACAGUAGUGUGACUCGGUGGAAAACCAGGCAACUUUUCAACAAGCAAUUCUGUUCCUCUAACAAUGUUUGGGCAUUCAAGUAGAUUCCGAGACUCAAGGGCCACAUCUAGCUCUAGGACCUUCAUAUAAUUUCAUGAUCCAUAAUGCACUGCCAUAGUUGAAGCUCAAACAGGAAGUCACCUCCACAAAACACACCACUUGCUGAUCCUGUUCAGACUCGCAGUUUGGACUGUAUCUUUGGUUUAGGACUAUAGAGAUCAAGUUUGGCAACAUCAGCGUCUGCAGCGCUUUAGUCUCUUAAAUAUUUAAAUAUUCCAAAUGAAAAUUGAUAUAAAUCAGAGACAAGAUGUCGACCCUUUGCUCACGUCGUGUUUGUCAUUAAAAAAAAAAAUGUAGACUACAAUAAUAACACUUGUUCUUUUGAUUCAGGCAUUGUUAUUGUUUUGAUUCUCUCCGAGGUCCAUUAUUCUCCAAAUAUCCACAUCGACGAACCGCUUGAACUUGAGCUAUUAAGUAAUUAGCGAGCAAAGCGCAGCCAGCUUUAAUUUCCUUUAAUCACCGAGUAUUGUGCGAUACAUCAUCGGGCUGAGUGUCUGUCCGCUGGGCACCGCGGGUGGAGGACAAUAGAGUGGCAGUCCCAUUCAUCCACCGACUGGUGCAUCUGCAGCCAGUCGGCCCAUUAGGACUCAAUACAAGGCUGUGAAUUCAUCGGGCUUCCUCUUCGUGUUUUCUCUUCGACGACUCAAUCUGGCCAGUGUUCCGCCCGCGUGGCCCGCGGUUUAACAGCCAGACAAGCUAAUGUAUCGUGUUGAUAUUUUCUCCCACCACAGUCCUCCCCUGACCCGGCGGCACAAUGGAAAAGCAGCCGACCGGCUCCAACAACGCGGCACUUUUGUGAUGAUAAAUACCAGUCAUUAAUUCAAAAGGUGAAUUCCAGUGCGGUGGCGUCAUUCAUCAACAGAAUCCCUUCCGUUUCCACAAAAUCUCGUCCUGUUAACCUUUUGGACCCCAGUUUCUGGGCGGUGAUGGAUGAGCCGCUGGGGAGCAGAGUCGGGGAGCAGUAAUGAGACAGGAAUGAAUACUGGAAAGCCACCCAUCAAGACAGAUUUUUAAACUCUUCCACCAUCUGUCACGCAACUUUGGCGGAGAGACACGUGAAUUAUCUAUUGUUCGUCUCAAACUUCUACUAACAAGGUGCUACGAAGUUUCAGUCGCUAACAAACAACCAGGGCUGGCUCGGAGUGUCCUGAAAUUCAUCUGAUCACAAGUGAGUCAUCGCCUCUCGGCAUCUCUCCAGAUUAAAAAUAUAGUCAGGUUAUUCCGAUCUGGGCUGAAUUCAGAGGAGUUUGUCACUUGACUGUUAUGAUAGUUUCACUUGGCAGUUAAAUUGUGGCUGUGUGAGAACAAGAGGGCGUGUCUGCAGACACUGAGAGGUUUGUAGCAUCAUGUUGACAAAUAAGUUCCUGUAAUAUUUCCAAUAAAAUCUUCACACCAUUUGUGUGAAGUGACAAUUUUUAGUGAAAAACAAACUUGACAAGGCACCUGCCUUGGUUUAGCUAGAGCACUGCGGCUAAGCUCCAGUUGGUAACGCCAUUUUUUUCCCCAUUUUUAGCACUGGCAACAACCAAAAAUGCCAUCCCCACAGAGAUGAAGGGAAUAAGUCAAAUCUGGGUUUGACUUUGGAGGUCCCACUGUCUUGUGACACCGCUAACAAUAUAACAAAUACUGACCAAUAAUGUCGCUCAAAGGCAGGACAUCUGAAACUAAACACCGAGUAUGUUGUCACCAUGUCUCCCAGUAUCAUCUGUGAAAGUGGUCAUAAUGGAUAGACAAAUUUUGAAGGGGAAGUUAUAACAAGUCACGUGUUGAUGAUGUCACUAGUACUGAAAUGAGUGUCUGACUCAAUAAAUAGAAGUUAUUCAUCGUUCAGAUGAGUUUAGGUCUCUCUCCUUCACCUCGACCCACCAGCCUGUAGAGUUUUGUAAACCCCCACCCGUCCUGACCAUGAGACACAGACUCACUGUAGCAGGAAAUCAUUUGUUUAACUCUCCUGAGAAUACGAUUUUCAUUAGCAGAACUGUUAUAUUUAAUGUGUGCCUGAAACCACUUGGACCAGAAAAAGAGAAACACUGUUAGGAUACUGUUUGUUUCUUUCAUGGAGGCUUUGUCUGACGUCUGAUUCUCAACAUGUCAUGAUUGUAUCUGAGGGAAGAAGUCAUCGCUGGGAUGUUGAAGGGACCCUCCGUGCUGCUCAUGUUGUUAAUAUGUAAAUAUCUCCAGACGUGUGUAUUCUGAAACAGAGGCCCAGGACGCUGAAGGACACGUGUGUUAUUGAUCAGGACACAAAACUAUUUUGUUAAAUAGACUUGAAAUGAAGUGUUAUUGGGAAAACAAGAGUCUCGAUGUUUUUUGUGUGUGUCGUGUCUUUGACUCUUUCCUAAAACUUAGCGUAUGACAAGCAAGCCAGUUUUAGUGUUUUGGCAGAAACCAAGCUAAAGGUUAGCAUAGUUUUUUAAGCUGUUACCACUGGAGAAAACCAGCACUGAUUUCUUCAGACGAGAUGGAAUAUGUUGGACCAUUUUUACCAUGACGGGACGGCACCAUUUUUAUAAUAACACUGACAAAAACUGAGUCAAUGUGUGCGAGAGUUGACGACUAAAAACAAGAAUAAAACGUUUUGCAAGAAAUAAAAAAAUAAUCAAAACCUCCCAUCUAGUUUUCGUUUACCACACAAGACAAAAAGCGACACAUUUGUGCCGACAGAAGUAACCUACAAUGACAUGUCCUUUUGCUGCGCCUUUGUGGUUUCAAACAGAACUGCAUGCAGAAGGAGGGCGGCAGUAGGUCUGCUAUUUCAGUUUCCGCGACAUGGAAACCAUCGUGGAGCUUCGCCAUGCCAGCAAAAUAUGAUCCCUUUAUUGAAGACGAAAGCUCACAUGAUGAGAUGUAUUAAAACAAAGCGGACACAUCGAAACAUGCAUCAGGGAACAUGAACUUGAUCAUGGACAUUUUCAGUGUGUCUUCAACGAAAAAACUAUACUAUAUGACAAAACUGCAUCCGCAGCUGUUGCGCGUCCAGCCAGACAAAUGAAGAGAGGGACUGGGUGAGGACGGCUGCAGAUAGGAGCGGGAUUUAUUUCACAUGAUUAAAAGCUACUGUUACUGUUGUAACCAAUUCAAUAAAUGUUCAAACUUUACUUUGGUUUAUUUAUUUCAGGGGGUGGUUAAAAAAAUACUGGCAAAAAACCUGCAGUUUAAGUUCGUAUUUUCUAUAAACCUGUUGAUGGUCAACUACAAAAGUAUAGCUUUAAAGUUUAUAUCAUUUAACACCAACUUAAAAAGUUUCUAUUCAAUGUAAAACAUAAACAAGUGUAUCAUUUAUAAAUGCAUAUUAAGUCAUCAAAACAGUAAAGUUGCAUUGAGAAUUAAUUCAAUUUAUUCAAGAUGCUUAUUGCAGAUUAUUUAAGCUGUGGAGCAGAAGUC
This is a messenger RNA of Synchiropus splendidus (mandarinfish), 6030 nucleotides long. RefSeq names its product von Willebrand factor C domain containing 2 like (gene vwc2l). Gene Ontology annotation, biological process: negative regulation of BMP signaling pathway. The record is from RefSeq and is a predicted model, not a curated record. Gene Ontology annotation, cellular component: AMPA glutamate receptor complex. The transcript has 4 exons. NCBI's taxonomy places the organism in Eukaryota, Metazoa, Chordata, Actinopteri, Syngnathiformes, Callionymidae. The coding region runs from base 843 to 1562 and encodes 239 amino acids. Gene Ontology annotation, molecular function: protein binding.